Messenger RNA from Annulohypoxylon truncatum, 1845 nucleotides. Its product is annotated as WD repeat domain-containing protein jip5. Gene Ontology annotation, molecular function: protein binding. The transcript has 2 exons. NCBI's taxonomy places the organism in Eukaryota, Fungi, Ascomycota, Sordariomycetes, Xylariales, Hypoxylaceae. The record is from RefSeq and is a predicted model, not a curated record. Bases 260 to 1558 code for a protein of 432 amino acids.
GUAAAAUCCAUUUAAAGGGGGAUUAUGCUUUUACGUGUAGCGGCGAUAAGACCGAUAACAGCUUCCGUUCCUCAUAUUAUGCUUUUACCGGAUAUCAACAACAAUUUAUUUUCGUCUUGGUCUCGCUCAAUUAAUAUCUUAUUCCGCUUGUUCAAUUGCUACGUGAUGGAAACUGUAUCUUGGUGAUGUUCAUUUGAAUUUGAAAUUCGAACUAAGCUCUUAAUCGCUCCAACCGCCGUCAAUCGGAAACGCGCCCGUCAUGUUCGAAAAUCUCUGCACGUUACCUUUAAGCGCCGACCUCUUCACGCAGGCCGUACACCCGACAGAACCUCUCCUAGGAGUCGGUCUCGCGUCGGGACAUGUCCAAUGCUUCCGUCUCCCUUCCGCGGACCGGCUGAGCGAAGACGACGUCGACGUCAGCACCCUGUCGGACGGUAAAGCGACUAUCGACACCAUAUGGCGAACUAGGCGACACAAGGGCAGCUGCCGCACUCUAGCUUUUAGCAACGACGGCUCCGCCCUCUACUCGGCCGGCACGGAUUACCUCCUCAAACACUUUUCCCCGACGACCGGCCAAGUCGCCUCCAAGAUCGCUAUCCCGUCGAAGAAGUCGAUUCCGGAUUCCCCUUCGCUGCUCCACGUGCUCUCCCCUCAGACGCUGCUGCUUGCCUGCGACUCGGGCGCCCUGCACCUCCUCGACCUGCGGGACGGCGCGCUCGCGGCGUCGAAACCGCAGCAAACCCACUUCCCGCACGACGACUUCGUGUCGAGCAUCACUCCGCUCCCGCCCUCCGGCGAGAGCACGAGCGGAUACAGCAAACAGUGGAUCUCUACCGGCGGUACGACCCUAGCUGUCACGGACCUGCGGAGGGGCGUGCUGGUACGCAGCGACGACCAGGAGGACGAGCUUCUGUGCACGGCUUUCGUCGAAGGCAUGGGCCCCAAGAAGAACCGCGACAACGGCGUCGUGGCAGUGGGCACCGGCACGGGAGUCUUGACGUUAUGGGACAAAGGGGCCUGGGAUGAUCAGCAAGACCGCAUCGUCGUCGAUCCCAGAAAAGGAGGCGGCGAGAGCCUCGACUGCAUCGUUCAAAUCCCCGGCGACAUAGCGAGAGGGAAAAAGGUCGUCGUCGGCGUGGGAGACGGCAGCUUGCGCAUCGUCGACCUGGCGAAGAGAGAAGUCGAAGGCGGCCUGCGGCAUGACGACAUCGAGGCGGUGGUUAGUCUCGAUUUUGAUUGUCAAGGCCGAAUGAUCAGCGGCGGAGGGCAGACGGUGAAAAUAUGGGAAGAAUCAUCUCUGCGGGGCGGGGGGAUCGACGACGAAGACGAGAGUAGCGAGGCAGACGAAUCGGACGACGAUGACGAUGAUAGCGCUAGCGGCGAUAAUAGGGCAAACGGAAAUACGACGAAGCGUCAAGCAAACAAAGACUCGGACGACGACUCUGAUAGCGACGAAGGAACGAGCCGAAGUAAAAAGAAGAGGAGAAAAGGUAAAGCAAAUGUUGACCUCGGCCCUCACGGAGCCCACGGGGUCUUGCGCUUUAAGGGUCUGGAUUAGAUGGAUGAUACUCGCUGUAACCCGAGAUACCCAACUCCAAUGUGAAAUAUGUACUCGAAUCUAGGUAGUGUGCUUGAAUUGUCUCAAACUGAACCAGGAGGUACCUACAGAAGGUACAAAUGUAUUGUAUUCCUUAACGAUUAAAAUAAUUCGAGAAAAUACUACAUGAGAUCAACCAUUGGCUAAUGAUCGAUGUUUACAACGAUACCUAACCUUGGAAAUGUAACUUGAUCGGUCAUAUAUACUUGUGUUGGGGUACGUGCGGGGUAGUUUAAAACAUACUGCGG